UACAAACUAAAAAAGGAAAAUUUCACUCUGGUUUGAUCCGGUGUGGUGGGCGACCCGAACAAGAACAACCUCUGCCCGGUCCAAGUGGGACCCACCUUUUUGCAAUACUCCAUCUGUAUUUCGUCUACUCUCCAGACUCUCCCCGCAAAUUCUCUCUCUCCCGGUCCCCGACUGUCGCUGCGCUGUGCCCCCUCUGCUCACCCACCCCAAUCUCCAAUGCUCUAGGGUUAUAUCUCUCACAUAUAUCUACUAUUACAUCCAGAGCGGAGAUAUAGCCCGAGCGAAAACCGCAGAAAAUUGAGUUCCCCAAACUCUGCGCCGAGCCGACGGGGACCGGGGCCGGCGGAGCGAUCUUAUCGGUCCGAUUUGGGAAGUUGCGCGGGCUGAAUCCAUUCCUCCUACCUAUCGUUUGAUUGGUUUUCAUUUUCUUCCCCCCCCAUGAGUUCCAGCGGUCCGGAUUUGGUGCGGCUCGUGGAGUCGCUACUCGGAGUCUCCCUCGGCGGUGCCUCGUCGGACGUUGUGGUUCUGGUCCUCACUACCUCUCUCGCCAUUGUUGUGGGGUUGGUAGUCUUCUUGUGGAAGAGAUCGUCCGAUCGGAGUAGAGAGGUGAAGCCGGUGGUGAUAACGAAGCCGUAUUCGUUGAAGGAGGAAGAGGACGAAUCCGAUGCCUUGGCUGGAAAAACUAAGCUCACCAUCUUUUACGGGACUCAGACUGGGACGGCUGAAGGUUUCGCUAAGGCUUUAGCUGAGGAGAUCAAGGCAAGAUAUGAAAAGGCGGCUGUCAAAGUUGUUGACUUGGAUGAUUAUGCUAUGGAGGAUGAUCAGUAUGAAGAAAAGUUGAAAAAGGAAACUUUGGCGUUUUUUAUGGUGGCUACUUAUGGUGAUGGGGAACCAACGGAUAAUGCUGCAAGGUUUUAUAAGUGGUUCACAGAGGAAAAUGAAAGAGGUGUUUGGCUUCCAGAACUCAAUUUUGGUGUCUUUGGCUUGGGUAAUCGUCAGUAUGAACAUUUUAAUAAGAUUGCAGUUGUCCUUGAUGAAGAACUUUGUAAACAAGGUGGCAAGCGUCUCGUUCCAGUUGGUCUAGGUGAUGAUGAUCAAUCCAUUGAGGAUGAUUUUACUGCAUGGAAAGAAUUACUAUGGUCAGAGUUGGAUCAAUUGCUCAGAGAUGAAGAUGAUGUGAAUACUGCAUCUACACCAUAUACGGCAGCAAUACACGAAUAUCGUUUAGUUAUUCAUGAUCCUUCUGUAACAUCUUACGAGGACAACAUUGGAAACUUGGCAAAUGGCAAUACUUCUUUUGACAUUCACCAUCCCUGCAGAGUCAAUGUUGCUGUCCAAAGAGAGCUCCACACCCCGGAGUCUGACAGGUCUUGCAUGCAUCUGGAGUUUGACAUUUCGGGCACUCCUAUUGCAUAUGAAACUGGAGAUCAUGUGGGUGUUUAUGCUGAGAAUUGUGAGGACACUGUUGAAGAAGCCGGGAAGUUAUUGGGUCAACCCUUGGAUUUGUUGUUCACUAUUCAUUCAGACAAAGAAGAUGGGACACCCUUAGGAGGUUCAUUGGCGCCUCCCUUCCCUGGUCCUUGCACUCUACGUUUGGCACUUUCACGCUAUGCUGACCUCUUGAACUCUCCACGGAAGUCUGCUUUGGUUGCGUUGGCUGCUCAUGCAAGUGAACCAAGUGAGGCAGAGAGACUUCGAUUUUUAUCUUCAGCACAGGGGAAGGUGAAUAAACUAUUGAUGCUAGUUGUUGUUUCCAUCUUGGCUCUUUUAUGUUUGUGCUGUGCUUGGACUCCUGUUAAUUCUGAGUUCAACUUCCAGGAUGAAUACUCACAAUGGAUUGUUGUUAGUCAAAGAAGUCUCCUUGAGGUAAUGGCCGAGUUCCCAUCUGCAAAACCUCCUCUUGGCGUAUUUUUUGCAGCAGUGGCUCCUCGACUGCAGCCUCGUUACUAUUCAAUCUCAUCUUCUCCUAGAUUUGCUCCAAAUAGAGUCCAUGUAACGUGUGCUUUAGUUCAUGAGCAGACACCAACUGGUAGAAUCCACAAGGGAGUGUGUUCAACCUGGAUGAAGCACACUAUUCCUCUUGAGAAUAGCCAAGAUUGUAGCUGGGCUCCUAUUUUUAUCAGGACCUCUAACUUCAAGUUACCAGCUGACCCUUCAACUCCGAUUAUCAUGGUGGGACCGGGUACUGGAUUGGCACCUUUCAGGGGGUUUCUACAGGAAAGAAUGCAUCUGAAAGAGGAGGGCCGUCAGCUUGGCACUGCUUUGCUGUUCUUUGGAUGCAGAAACCGACGGACUGAUUUUAUAUACGAGGAGGAGCUAAAUAAAUUCGUGGAACAAGGAGCGCUCUCUGAACUCAUUGUUGCCUUUUCAAGGGAGAGCCCGCAGAAGGAGUAUGUUCAACAUAAGAUGGUGGAUAAAGCUGCAGAAAUAUGGAGCAUAAUUUCUCAAGGGGGAUACUUUUAUGUGUGUGGUGAUGCCAAGGGGAUGGCAAGAGAUGUUCAUCGCACUUUGCACAACAUUGUCCAGGAGCAGGGAGGGUUGGAUUCGUCGAAGACGGAGUCUAUGGUGAAGAAAUUGCAGAUGGAUGGGCGAUACCUUAGAGAUGUAUGGUGAUCAAAUGGUUUAUCCUUCGCCAGUGUUUGCGAUUAUUUGCUCAGCAGUUCGCCCGAACAAGUAUAGCAUUGAUUUAUUCAUCUACUUGAGCAAAAGCCUCUUUGAUGUUCAAGCUGGUGGGGAAGAUUAAGAUAUAACAUUCCAUUAAGGAGCGUAAAUUGUAUUCUGUCUGUCUGUCUUAUCUGCCUUAGCUUGGCUACGGGUUUUCAGUGUAUCUUCCCUAUAGUUUGGAAUACAGGUUUCGUCAUUAUAAACUGCAGAACAAGGAUACAAGUGCAAAUGUAGCUAGUUUACAAGGAAAGCGGCAAGUCGAAAUGGACAAAGAUACAGAGGCUGUUUGUUAUCGUUCCUCUGUUUUCCUCCAUAGGAAUUUAUGUAUGAAAUCAUUGUAGUAAGCAAGAAUAAAACAUGAAGAAUUGGGUUCAUGUAAUAAGAAGGUACUUAUUAAAGUUGUGUUUGUCAUUUGUCUC
Molecule: messenger RNA, 3083 nt
Organism: Linum tenue
Lineage: Eukaryota; Viridiplantae; Streptophyta; Magnoliopsida; Malpighiales; Linaceae
Source: the annotation of a GenBank genome assembly